AUGAGUACCCUAGGGAGACGAUCACAAAUUGGAGAAGGUUCCAGGUCUGCUUACACUUCAGCCUACCACAGCUUUGGAGAAGGGCAAGAAGCAUGGUCAGAAAAUCUUCGAGAGCGGAGUUCGUGGGGAGAAACGGCAGGAGAAGAUUUAUUUGAAGAUGCAACUUCAGGGAAAAAGAUGGAAGAAAAAGAAGAGCUUGGGAAAAGUCAAGUUUCUCCUGAGCAUGAGGAAAUCUCCCCGGAGGGUUCACCCGCCGCAACUCCCGAUCCCGCUACGGAAGUGACUGAAUCUUCCGAACCUGAUGGCGAUAUUAAGGACGCCAAAGCUGAGGAAAGCAGGCGCAAACGAGAGGACAUUUCCCGAGCAAAAAAAGGAAAAGGCAGGGAAAGUGAGGAGGGAGAAGAAGGAGGGGCAUGUGAACCUUUUAUGCACUGGAAACGAACGGGGCAAACAAAAACAGCAAAGCCAAGGGGAAACCAGCACGAAAUAGAAGAGAAGCUUAACCAAGAUGCUGCGCAGAGAGCUCGUCUACUUGAAAGAGAUCUCGAUGCGCCAUCUGGCGCCGCUGAUAUCCCCGAGCCCAGAGUCCCCGAUCCCAUACCGACGCCUGAAACACGGAUAGGAACUGAAGAAAAGAAAUACUACGUCUACAAAGCACCACACAAAGUAAGCUACGUCAAGCCCUGGACCUGGACCUGGCCCUGGCCAUUUCGCCGCGCGAAACCCGCUGACGAAACAGAAAAUGCAGCGGGAGAAGGACACUACUAUACCCACAAAAGGCGACCCAAGUCCUCCCCCUCCUGGCUAUUCUGGAAGUGGAAUUGGGGGGCUCCGAAAUCCAUAUCGUGGAUUCCCAUCUACCCGUCCUAUCACCCGGAGAAAGAUGAUCCGGAGCUGAAAAUCUUCAUUUCGUAUAGCUGUGGACAUCGAUUUCCUACUCGUGUGGUUUCCGGUCCUACCUGGACGGCCUCGUCGCCUUCAUUUCUCUUCUCCCCCUCCUCCUCCUUCACGCCCAAUACACCCACCUACCCAAGAAGUGGGACCACAAGCGGCCACCCGCACAUCCGUCCGCUCCCAUCCUUAAAAAUCGAAACUCUGCGCGCUGCGGCUCGGAACGAAGGAAUCAAGAACAUCGUUUCCCCUGAAGACUACACGUGUCCCAAUUGCUCCAUAUGGUGGCAAUUUUACGGUGGAUUAUUCUGGUUGACCUUAUUUUGGGCUAUCUUCACGUGGUACUUUGCGUUUGUAUGGCCUUACACGUGGUGGGCUACGACCGAGAACGGGGAUCCAAUCCCGAGAUAUACAUUGAUUACAAAAUUCGAUAUUCAUCGCGAAGGAGAAGAAUUUCGUGUACGUCAGGCCAUAGGAGGGUUGGUGAUAACGAUUUUUUGGUUUUUUGUCAGGAAUUUGUGGCAGCCUGUGGUUUUGACUCUGUUUGUUUUAUUUCUACUCAAACGAUUUAAAAAGGCGGAAGAGGAAGUUCUUCGGCGGAAUAAUUAUUGA
Molecule: messenger RNA, 1503 nt
Organism: Botrytis byssoidea
Lineage: Eukaryota; Fungi; Ascomycota; Leotiomycetes; Helotiales; Sclerotiniaceae
Exons: 1
Coding region: 1-1503 (500 amino acids)
Source: RefSeq, a predicted model, not a curated record